Messenger RNA from Culex pipiens pallens (northern house mosquito), 3101 nucleotides. Its product is annotated as golgin subfamily A member 6-like protein 6. NCBI's taxonomy places the organism in Eukaryota, Metazoa, Arthropoda, Insecta, Diptera, Culicidae. The coding region runs from base 132 to 1040 and encodes 302 amino acids. The transcript has 3 exons. The record is from RefSeq and is a predicted model, not a curated record.
AGAGUAAAGUUAAUUUUGGUAUAAAACGGUUGAUCUUCUUCAAUUUAUUAACAGUAUCAAGACCAGCGUGGUCAAGCAGUGUUGUGUUUGGUAUAGUUUUCGCGAAACUGUGCUGGCGUCGACCAUCUAGGAUGAGGUCGUUAGCGCUUUUGUUACUAUUUGGCUGCCUGUGCGCCACGCUCGUUCUAGCCGACGAACCGGUUGCGGUGCGCGAGAAGCGCAGCCCGGCUCCGUUCUUUUUCAACAAGGGACACGAUGACCACCAUCACGAGCCCAAGUGCGUCUGGGAGAAGAAGCUGGCCUGGAAGGAGGACUGGAAGAAGGUCUGGGAAACGAAGAAGAUCGAGGUGUGGAAGACCGAGUGGAAAAAGCAGCAGAUCCCCGUCUGGAAGAAGGUCGAGGUGCCGAUCUGGCGCGAGGUGAAGGUCCCCGACUGGAAGAUCGUCAAGAAGCCGUACUGGAAGGAAACCGAGAUCCCCGCCUGGAAGGAGGUGCAGGUGCCCGACUGGAAGAAGGUCACCAAGCCCAUCUGGAAGGAGGUGCAGGUGCCGGUCUGGAAGGAAGUGCAGGUGCCCGAGUGGAAGCAGAUCUGGGUGCCGGACACCGUGAAGGUGGGCAUCCCCGGCGAGAAGUUCCUCGGCAAGGACGAACACGGCUGGGAGUACACGAGCCACGAUCUGUGGAAGAAGAAGAUGGUCUGGAAGCCACUAUGGAAGAAGGUGUGGAAGACGGAGAAAAAGGAAGAAUGGAAGACCGAAAAGAAGCUGGAAUGGAAGGACGAGUGGGUCCAGACCUGGAAGACCGAGAAGCAGCAGAUCUGGGUGAAGAAGAAGGAGGAAGCGUGGAAGGAGGAGAAGGUCGAGAUCUGGCGCGUGGAGAAGAAACAGGAGUGGGCUACCGAGAAGAAGCUGGAGUGGAAGGAAGACUGGAAAGAAAUCAAGGUCCCAGCCUGGAAGGAAAUCCAGGUCCCGGCGUGGAAGAAGGUGUGGAAGCCAGUUUGGGAAAAGGCCUGCGUCCCAGUCAGCCACGGGUGGCAUUAGUCUCUCAUUUGUACCAUAGUGAUUUAGGUUGUAAAAAAUUUAAUUAGUUUUUUCGUAUCUCGUAACCAGCUGUAAGGCUUUCCCUCUCCACUUACUCCUUCGACUAACUAAUCUUAGCGACCUAAUCUACCUUACCGUACCUUACCACCCCGAGUGUGUGAUGUGUGAUUCUCAACCUUAAAACGUCGAGUUACGCAACCUGCACGCACUCACACCGGUGGUGCUUCUUACUCUUCUUAUCUGUCAGUGUAAUUUUCCCCUUCAUAUUACAUCCAAAGAAACAGAGAAAAAGAGCGAAGAAGAAGAAGCAGUUCGCGAGAAAGAGAAUGAACGAUUCGGAGCGCAUUUUCCUUCAAAAGUUACUUCCACUGCGUCGGAAGAUGGCGCGCGCGCGUUCGCGCAUCGCGGUAUGUAAAUACGUCCGACUCAAUUAGUCUAUUAUCUCACAGCCACUUCCCAUGUCAAUGAAAACGAAAAUGCGAGCAGAAAUUAAAAUCAUAACAUCUUCUUACCCCUCGCGUUCGCGAAUUUGUUGAUGAAGUAUUACGCCAGCCGAUUUGAAUGACGAUCCAAUCGAAGCAAAAACGGUAAACGGUUUUGAUUUGCUUUUGGGUGCAAUUUUCCACUUUUCCAAUAUCCGGUGCACGAGCACGUGUGUUGAGUCACGUGGGACCAAUUUGGGCGUGCGCGUCUCUUGCGCUGACAAGAACAUCGUUAGACGGUGCCACAGACAAGUGGAUGACAGCUGAGUUGAAAAGGUCAUUUCACCGAAAAGUCUCAUUUUACUUUUGCAACUCGUCAUAGUAAUCUGACAGUUUCGGUGAAAUGACCCAUUAGGCGAAAUGUCCAACGCAGUCUCAGUUGAUCUGCCCAAGUCUGUCAUAACACGCCCGUCGUAAAACGCAAAACAUCUCGUUAGCAUAAAACCGUUUGCCCGGGCCAAGUCUGUGGUGGGACCUUUUGUGACCAACCCCGCUACCUGUUGAAUGACCCACACGGGCGUCUCAAAAGGUGUCAAUUAACUGGCGUCAUUUUGAAAUUUCCUCCAUUAUUACAUUUCGCGCUGGGCUCGAGCAUUUAUUUCUAACUGAAAACGAAAAACGAAGACCGUCAUAACAAAAGGGCCUAACGCAAUCACAUCAACAACAACAAAAGUGCCUAAAAUGGAGAGAAGAAGCGCGCUAAUAAAUGGCCAAGUCCACUGGCACAGAGACUUGUUUCCCAUGGCAUUUCCCCUUUGAGUCUGAAAACUAAGUCAUGGAAGAGAUACCACCACCACCUUAACAAUCAGUCAGGCAGCAGUCAAGCCAGUUAUGGGCGGCGAAUAACUCCACCGGAAAGCUUCCACCAACCGAAAGGGAAUGCUGCUGCUAGGUGGAUAGGACAAAUUAAGUUCGCGCAAAAAAUAACUUUGCGCAACAUUUAUGGAAGUGCGGAACUGUAUCGACCGCUGAAAAAAAAAGCGCGGAAAAGAAACAACAACUUCGAGGGCGUCUCGAGGAAGCAAACCGAGGAAAAACUGGGAAAAGAGGCCUGGAAAAUCUCAUACCAACCACAUACACAUGUGAGAUAAGUCAGAGUUGAAUUGCUAACCAGCAGCAGCAACAGCCGAGAGAAAACUUGACGAGACAAGGUCUAGUUUUUCACUGAAAGUGAAGUGACCUGAGCGUGCGCGCGCGAAAGUGAAGUAACUUUGGUUUAUGAUUUAUUUUUGUAUAUUUUCAUACAAAAAUCAAAAUUAUAAAUAAUGUAUUUAACAACGACAGCGGAGAAACCAGCUCUCUGAUAUAACUCCGAUGAUUAACCAUGUUUUUUGUUGUUUUUUUCACUAAACUGUUUUAUAAUUUUUUACCAUCAAAAUUAAUACACUGUUUAAUUCUUUUACGCGAGAAACCUACGAAACGAAACGCCGGUAACAAAUUUUUGUACAUAUUAAUUGUAACGAGUUAAUUAAUGUUGUAAAUAGACUUUCAAACACAAACACACACAACGAAUACACAUACACACAAACAACAAGUGAAACUGAAAAAAGUAAAUAAAUUCGUUUGAAAAAAUGCUCAA